Messenger RNA from Varanus komodoensis (Komodo dragon), 2627 nucleotides. RefSeq names its product leucine rich repeat containing 41 (gene LRRC41). NCBI's taxonomy places the organism in Eukaryota, Metazoa, Chordata, Lepidosauria, Squamata, Varanidae. Bases 164 to 2575 code for a protein of 803 amino acids. The record is from RefSeq and is a predicted model, not a curated record. The transcript has 10 exons. Gene Ontology annotation, cellular component: nucleus; cytoplasm.
CUCCACUACUAUGGCCGCCAGUUCCGCUAAAAUGGCGCUAGGGUGGAGGACGCUCGACCUGCCCAGUAUGGCAACAUCAUACGUCUACAUAACAAUGCUUGACCCUCCCAAGAUGGCGUAACUCAGCCUAGGGUCUUUAGAGUAGACCUGUGGCCUGAACAAUAUGGAGCCCAAGUCCGGAGGGGAGAUCGCUGACCGGAAUCCUCUCAGCCUGUUUGACUUAAGUGGCGCGGUAGUCAGCUCCAUCAUGAGACACGUGGAGAAAGAGGUUUGGGCACUUCCAGGUCCAGUCCUUCAGGGUAUCCUGCCUCUACUUAACAUAUACUACCUGGAGCGAAUUGAAGAGACUGCUGUGAAAAAAGGGCUCUCAACACAACCUAUAUGGUGCAAGCUCUGGUUUGACAUCAUCAAAACAAGACCUUCCAGAUUAGAGAGUGUCAAGUGUUGGAGGAAGAAAUUCCUUGAAACCUUCUUCUCAAAUGUGCUGCGUGGGAUUUUGGAUGUAUCUUCAUACCAACAGCUGAGUGAUCCUUGCUUUCUGCCCUUGCUAUACACUUCACGACAUGUUACCCAGCUCACCAUCUAUAACAUGCUUGAAGGCAUAUCAGAGCUCAUGGCUGAACACAAUCAGAGUGUUCUAGAAAACCUGGCUGUCUCACUCAAAAGUUUGACAUUCCGUCACCUCCUCUCCUUAAGUCUCUCUGCCAGGCAACAGUUGAGUUUGUUUCUUCAUCGCCUCAUUCAUCAUGGUGCUGUGGACCAGCUGUCUAUGUACUCUUGGCCUGAUCCUGACCCAGUAGUGUUAGCCCUCAUUCUAAAAAUGAGUGCGGGGGGUUGGCACCCAGGAAAAGCAGUGAUGAACCCAGGCAAACUUUGUCAUCUGUGUCAAGAAAAAUCUGUUGACCAGAAACAAAAGCUCGAUCAAGAGUCUAAGAAGCUUUUUGAUUCAAGGCAGCAGUUCCAUAAAUCAGCAGCUAGCCGAUCCAGUGAUAAGGAGCUGAGAAAUGAGAAAGUGUUGCCCAGGUUGUCUCAAGAAUUUGUUCCAGGCUUCAAAAAUGCCAUAGAACUGGCUAGAACCAAUAACAAGAUUCUACAAGACCCAGGAGGCCAUGAAUUGGGUUGCAAUUCUUACCAAAACAGAAUGCAGUACUGUGCUGGUUCAGAAAGAGACAGUGCUGAUGAGGGAUCUGUUAGUUCCACUGCAACAAAGUCAAGUCAAGAUGCACCUGCUUUAGGAAGAUCUCAAAAGAGGCGUAAGGUUGUAGCAACAAAAAAGCACAGCUGCUCUAGGAGGGCCACCCAAGCUGCUACAGAGUUGGAUGACCUCUAUGACUUUGUCUUUGCAGUUGCAAGGGAAGAGGAGGGGGAGAGCAAAAGAAGGCAUGCUGAGGAGGGGAACAGGCUUGCAAAUUGCUUCCAAGCAGAGGCUGCUGAUGGUACUGGUGUGAUUUGUCCUGAGGGAGCCCAACCAAUAGGAAUCACACCUUUGAAAAUGGCUGCCUCUUUUCGAAGUGUAUCCAUGCUGGAAGUAUUCUCCAUCCCUCUGACCAGGAAUAUGUGUCAGAUGCUUGGUAACUUGUUGAGUUCUUGGGUGUCUUUGGAAAAACUUGUCCUGACUUUGAACGGUUUAGGCCCCGGCAUCUUAAAUAUCCUCUCUGGGCUCCGAGCCCUGUCCCGACACAGCAAUUACUGCCUCCGUGUGGUGCAUAUCAGUGACAUGUUUUCACAUGUUCCCUGCAUGAAUCUUGUCCAUUCUUUUUUGAGUGCUGUUCCAUUGCUUCAGACGCUUUUGGUCAGCUUUGAUCUCAGAUCCACAACAGAAUCAAGCAAGCCUGAAGAAAGCUCGGGGUUACCAUCAUUGCAGGAAGAAAUUCCAGAGAGCCAUCUGGAACAUCUUGACAUCAGAUUUCCCCGGGAACCUCUUCAAACAAGUCUCUUGUUGCCUGUGCUAAAAGCUUCAAGGUCUCUCCAGAGUCUGUCUCUAGACAGUGUUGCAAUUUCCUGUCCCGAGGAGGUUGGGUUUCUCCUUCAUGCGCUCAGAGAAUAUAGCCCAAGUCUCAGGAAGCUAAGCUUUCAUGACAUCAACCUUUCCAGCCAUUCAAAAGAAGUCCUCUUUCUGCUGCAGGACCAUAUCCUUCAAGAAAUUACAUUUUCCUUUUGUCGGCUGUUUGAAAACUGCACUGCUGAGCUUCUGUCUGAAAUCAUCAAUGUUGUGAAGAACAAUUCAUCACUGAAGAGCCUUAGACUCCCUGGAAAUAGGCUGGGAAAUCACAGGCUGGUCGCACUGGCUGACAUUUUUUCUGAAGAUUCAUCCUCUUCCAUCUGUUUCCUGGAUGUAAGCUCCAACUGUAUCAAACCCGAUGGUCUCCUAGAGUUUGCCAAGAAGCUGGAGAGCUAUGUAAGCCAACGCGGAGAACACAUCAAGUUUACCAAACUCUGCCUCUAUCAAAACUGGCUAGACCAAGAUGCUGUAACUGCUCAAGAGGCUCUCUUACGGCUAAAAGCUAUGUGCAAUGUAGUCAGUGACACAUGGGACUCAUCUCAGGCCUUUGCUGAUUACAUCAGUGUGAUGUAAUGAACACUUAUGGAAUAAUAUCUUGUAUUAAAGUUGCUUGCAUUUACUAGAA